Arabidopsis thaliana (thale cress) is the source of this 1111-nucleotide messenger RNA. It is a transcript of the gene ZFP6, whose product is annotated as zinc finger protein 6. NCBI's taxonomy places the organism in Eukaryota, Viridiplantae, Streptophyta, Magnoliopsida, Brassicales, Brassicaceae. Gene Ontology annotation, biological process: trichome morphogenesis. Gene Ontology annotation, cellular component: nucleus. The transcript has a single exon. Bases 243 to 836 code for a protein of 197 amino acids. The record is from RefSeq and is marked reviewed.
AUUAACCCUAUUGUAAACUAUGUGGAUGCAUGCCAUAAGCACUCCAUAACAAAGUGAGUGGACCAACCUAGACUCCAUAAUUAUUUUAAAUCUCAUCUUAAUUAUAUAAAUAUAUGCACAUGCAAACUCAAGCUUGAUCUCAUUUUAAGUCUCUAAUCUCAUCUUUCCAUUUUCAAGAAGACUUUUAAAUCUGUCUCUCUCUCUCUCUUUGUAAAUAUACAUAUAUAGAUAAGCUCACAUAUAUGGCGACUGAAACAUCUUCUUUGAAGCUCUUCGGUAUAAACCUACUUGAAACGACGUCGGUUCAAAACCAGUCAUCGGAACCAAGACCCGGAUCCGGAUCAGGAUCCGAGUCACGUAAGUACGAGUGUCAAUACUGUUGUAGAGAGUUUGCUAACUCUCAAGCUCUUGGUGGUCACCAAAACGCUCACAAGAAAGAGCGUCAGCUUCUUAAACGUGCACAGAUGUUAGCUACUCGUGGUUUGCCACGUCAUCAUAAUUUUCACCCUCAUACCAAUCCGCUUCUCUCCGCCUUCGCGCCGCUGCCUCACCUCCUCUCUCAGCCGCAUCCUCCGCCGCAUAUGAUGCUCUCUCCUUCUUCUUCGAGUUCUAAGUGGCUUUACGGUGAACACAUGUCGUCACAAAACGCCGUUGGGUACUUUCAUGGUGGAAGGGGACUUUACGGAGGUGGCAUGGAGUCUAUGGCCGGAGAAGUAAAGACUCAUGGUGGUUCUUUGCCGGAGAUGAGGAGGUUCGCCGGAGAUAGUGAUCGGAGUAGCGGAAUUAAGUUAGAGAAUGGUAUUGGGCUGGACCUCCAUUUAAGCCUUGGGCCAUGAAUGAUUAUAAUUUUGGCCCAGUAAAGAUCUGUAAAAUACUACUAGGAUUUCAUUUUUAUAGAGUAUGUUUUUUUCCUUAAUUUCGGUUGAAAUUGGUGAAUAUUUUUAUCUCUUACUUACCAAAUCUCAUAUUUCUAUGUAUGCGUUUGCUUUCACUUUUUUUUUUUAUAUAAUUCUUCUUGUAAAAAAUGCAAUGUGAGUUUUCUUCCCUAUCAUUCUGUCAAGCUUUGGUUCAAUUAUUUAGUAAUCGAAUAAUAUAGGAAUAGUGUUGAAAG